Messenger RNA from Arachis duranensis, 2286 nucleotides. RefSeq lists its product as uncharacterized. Bases 1 to 2286 code for a protein of 761 amino acids. The transcript is spliced from 5 exons. NCBI's taxonomy places the organism in Eukaryota, Viridiplantae, Streptophyta, Magnoliopsida, Fabales, Fabaceae. The record is from RefSeq and is a predicted model, not a curated record.
AUGGAUGAUAUAGACCAAUCAGAAAUAUAUGAUCCUUCGAUAGAUUCAUUCAGUCAAGUUGGUUCUGUUAUUGAUCAUCCUCUGUUCUUGCAAAGUGAGAUACAAGGUUGCCUUGAUGUUAGUGACCCUAACUAUGAAUGUUCAAUUUGUGGCGCGUGUUUCUGGUUAUUAGAACGUGUUGAAAGAGAUUCUACAGUUAAUCAUCCUAUUUUUACUGUUUGUUGCUCAAAGGGAAAAAUUCAGUUACCUUAUCUCCAAAAGCCCCCAGAUUUCUUAGAUGAUUUGAUCAAUGGACAUGAUAGCAAGAGUUUAUACUUCCAAAAAAAUAUUCGAUCUUAUAACAGUAUGUUUGCCUUCACGUCUCUUGGCGAUGCUGAUGAGAAGCCUAAAUUUGCGCAGUUAUACGUAUACGACACUCAGCAUGAGAUAAUGCAUAGGCAGCGAAUUUUCGGGCAAACAUCUGAGAUAGAUAAAGAAUUGAUAACUGAGUUGUUGCAAAUGAUCGAUACUCAUAAUGUCAUAGCACAGUCUUUUCGAAGAGUUAGAGAAUUCUAUGAGUGUCAUCCAUCUGAGAUUUUCUCAUUGAAGUUGUAUUCACAAUGGAAUGUUGAUCGAAGAAUGUACAGUGCUCCCUCUUGCAAUGAAGUUACUGCUUUGAUUGUUGGAGAUUUUGAUUCGUCGGACCAUGGUCGUGACAUUAUUGUUCGAUCUACUGGUGGUCGGUUGCAACGUAUAUAUGAAACUCAUGCUCUGUAUUGGCCCUUACAGUAUCCUCUGUUGUUUUCGUAUGGCGAGGAUGGUUAUCAGCUGAACAUUGGUUAUCGUGGUCAACAGCUUGGAUAUGUUCCUGGAAGGAGAACAAGAGUUUCCCUCAGGGAAUUCAUAUGUUUUCGUCUCCAGAUUAGGGAGCAUGAAGAUGGAAUUAUUCACAAGUGUAGGCGGUUGUUUCAACAAUUUGUUGUUGAUUGCUUUACCAUGAUUGAGUCCCAGAGGUUAUAUGAGAUUAGAAUGAAGCAAAGUACAAUUAGAGGAGAAGUCCUUCAAGGAAUAGAGGAGGCUAUGCGUCGUGGCGAUGACGAGGCUUCUUCAAUUGGGACACGAAUCAUUUUGCCUUCCUCCUUCACUGGUGGUAGACGUUAUAUGUUUAACCGUUCUCAGGAUGCCAUGGCAAUUUGCAAACAUUUUGGGUAUCCAGAUUUAUUCCUCACUAUUACGUGUAAUCCAAAUUGGCCUGAGUUUCAGCGGUUCACGAAGCGAGAGCGAAUUCCGAUUGCUGAUCGUCCUGAUAUCUCUUGUCGUGUCUUUCAUGCCAAGUUGAAGUGCCUCCUUAGUGAUCUCAAGGAAGGUGUGUUUUUUGGUCCACUUAAUGCAGGUCUACCGCAUGCACACAUGUUACUCUGGCUUAACGGGAAAAGCAACUUACAAAGUGUUGAAAUUGUUGAUGAAUUCAUCUGUGCCGAGCUACCCAAUCCCCAGAAAUUUCCAUCUCUUUAUAAUGUUGUCACCAAGUACAUGAUCCAUGGUCCCUGUGGUCGACUUAGACCGAGUUCUCCUUGCAUGAAAGAUGGUAAGUGCUCAAAAUUUUAUCCGAAAAUAUUCGUUGACCAAACGAGCUUUGAUGAAGAUGGCUAUCCAAUAUAUAGACGUCGUAAUAUGGGUGUCAUAGUGAAGAUCAACGAUGUCGAUAUCGACAACAGAUUUAUUGUGCCCUAUAAUCCACUGUUAUUAAUGAAAUAUCAAGCUCACAUAAAUCUCGAGUUCUGUAACAAGUCAAACGUCAUCAAGUAUCUAUUUAAGUAUGUUAACAAGGGUCCGGGUCAGGUGACCGCAAUUGUUGGAGAAAUAUAUGAUGUUGGUGAAUCUUCUCAGGUUGUUGAUGAGAUCAAACAGUAUUACGAUUGUCGUUAUUUGUCAUCGUCUGAAUCCAUGUCGAGAAUUUUUGCUUACGAUAUUCAUCAAAGAUGGCCGUCGGUACAGAGGUUGACUUUUCACUUGCCCAACCAGCAACAUGUUGUAUUCAAUGAUGCUGAUAUCACUACUCAUGUUUAUUUGCGCAACAAAGAUUUGCUGACGAUGUUUACAAGUUGGAUGAUGGCCAACAGGCGGUUCUCGGAGGGGCGGUCUCUAACAUAUGUUGAAUAUCCAGGCAAAUUUGUCUAUUGUUUGAGGAGCAGGGAGUGGAAGCCAAGACAGAGUGGAUUCUCAAUUGGAAGAUUGAGUUUUGCUCAUCCCUCAUCUGGUGAACUUUUCUACAUGUGGAUGCUUUUGAAUGUGCAGAGAGGUUGA